AUGGUUCUAGGGGGGGGGGAAAAGGUCUACGCCGAGGCCAAGAAGGACUUUGUCGACUUCCUCUUCGGCCUCUUAGAGCUUCCAAUCGGCACCGUCUUGUCCCUCCUCGUCAACCGGGGCAAGUCCGGACCCGGGUCCUUGGCCAAAAUCCACGCCAGUGUCAAAACACUGGACGGUGACUAUCUCCAAUCGGAUCGAACCCGUGACUCCCUAUUGAGCCCCACGAUCGUUGAUGAUCCAAACAAGUCUAACAAGGCUAAUCCCACUCCUCUCCUGAAGCAAUUGGCAUACCCACAGCAGAAUUAUCUCUAUUCUUCCUACAGUUAUUCAUCUUCUUCGAGGAAGGACGUGGUGGAAGGGCAUGUCAAGGGAGUGGUGACUUACAUGGUUAUGGAUGAUCUAACGGUGAAAACCAUGUCCACCAUUUCCAGUAUUUCGAUUCUUAAUAAUAUGCGGGUCAAGGAUUUUGGGUCUUUGGUUGAGAAGAGUGUGGUGGUUGACAUGAACAAGGGUUUGGAGCUGUUGAAGGUCUCCUUUGAGUCUACCACAGUCCUCUCAGAUGUGUUCCUCCCAGCAGUGCAGUUUCCUUCUACUUCUGGCAAAAGGGGAAGGAAGAGGUCCCGUCCACUAUUUAUUCGAUCAAGUUCAAGGCAGGCAUAAAAAGAGCAGGGCCAUGUGAGUACCGACUUUUCUUCCUCUGUUUCUCCCGGGCUUUUUGUUAGGAGAACACUUGUUAAGUCGUUAUCUGUUUCCUAUUAAGUUUGCCAUCCAAUAGGUCGACCCCUCCAUUCCUUUUAUGAUUUUAUCCAUUGUUGUGUUGUGUGUUUGGCAUCAAAUUAUUGAAAGCAUCUCCAUCAUUCCAAGCAGAAAUUUCAUCUGUAGCAGUGUGGCUGUGGAGUUUGCAAAAUUACGAGGUUAUGUUUUGGUUCGAAAUGGAAGGAUCACCAGAGGUCCAGAGUCACGUCAUUCAAAAUGCGUAGUUUGUGAAAAUAGUCUUUUUGCAUAGCAUGACCCAAAUCACAUGUUUGUGUGUAGGAAAAGUGGUGGUACCUUUGUAUGUGUUUGGUCUUUGCCAAUGUUUUACUCUCUCUUUUUGUGAACAGAUUUGUCAAUGAUUUAUGAAUAGACCUGGUAUUUGAUCUAAACUUCAACUUCACUUUGUACUUUGGUAAUGAAAAUACUUCUUGGAGUUAUCCUAACCAUACCGGUCCAAACCGAGUUUUAAGUGCCAAUCAAUUGGGAUUUUUGGGUUUAUUUUCCUAACCUUAAAAAUAUUCUCCGAGGAUUUUCUUGCCUUGAUGCAUAGCCUGUUGUGUCAAUUGAGGAAGCAUUUCUUGUUAAUUACCUUGUAUAUAGUCUCCUUACCAUUACUCUUUCCUUUUAUGUGAGUGUGUCAUUA
Molecule: messenger RNA, 1399 nt
Organism: Rhododendron vialii
Lineage: Eukaryota; Viridiplantae; Streptophyta; Magnoliopsida; Ericales; Ericaceae
Exons: 5
Coding region: 1-660 (219 amino acids)
Source: RefSeq, a predicted model, not a curated record